This is a messenger RNA of Plectropomus leopardus (leopard coralgrouper), 6293 nucleotides long. The record is from RefSeq and is a predicted model, not a curated record. Lineage: Eukaryota; Metazoa; Chordata; Actinopteri; Perciformes; Serranidae.
AAACGCUGGACUCAGCUGCACAGAGAAACUGCUGCCUGUCAGGCUGACUGAGGACCGACAAACUUCACACAGCAGCCCAGCACCGCGUCUCACCUAAAACACCGGGAGGGAAGAAGAGUUGGGUUGAGAUAUGAGACUGGGCAUGACGGUGCGGGCCAAACCGAGGGUGUAGCCACAUCUGGCAGAGACUGCUGAAGUAAGCAGGAGCCUCAGCACACCAAACCAUCUACUGCAGCAGGGACGAUGGGAGAGACGGAGGAGGAGAGGGAUAAUGUGGGGAAGCUGUUUGAAAACUUUGUGCAGGCUUCGACCUGUAAGGGAACCCUCCAGGCCUUCAAUAUCCUCUGUAGGAAGCUGGACCUCGACCCCGCAGACAAUGACACCUUCUACAGCAGCCUGAAGGCGAAGGUGACCUCCUGGAAAGCCAAAGCACUGUGGAGUAAGCUCGACAAGAGGAUGUCCCAUAAGGAGUACAAGAAAGGCCAAGCCUGUGUCGGCACCAAGUGCCUCAUCAUCGGAGGAGGCCCCUGCGGCCUGCGGACAGCCAUCGAGCUAGCUUUGAUGGGUGCCAAAGCAGUGGUAAUCGAGAAGAGAGACUCCUUCUCCAGGAACAACGUGUUGCACCUUUGGCCUUACACCAUUCAUGACCUGCGGGGCCUCGGGGCCAAAAAGUUUUAUGGCAAAUUCUGUGCUGGCGCCAUAGAUCACAUCAGCAUUCAGAAGCUGCAGCUGGUCCUGCUGAAGGUCGCCCUGAUUGUUGCAGUUGAGUUCCACAUCAAUGUGGAGUUUGUCAAGCUGCUGGAACCUCCAGAGGAUCAGGAAAAUGAAGGGCUUGGGUGGAGGGCUGCAAUCCGACCGGCUGAUCACCCCGUGGCUAACUUUGAUUUUGAUGUCGUGGUGGGGGCGGACGGACGCAGGAAUACUCUGGAAGGUUUCAAAAGGAAGGAGUUCAGGGGGAAGCUGGCGAUCGCCAUCACAGCUAACUUCAUCAACAGGAAUACCACUGCAGAGGCCAAAGUAGAGGAGAUCAGCGGUGUGGCCUUUAUCUUCAACCAGAAGUUCUUCCUGGACCUCAAAGAGGAGACAGGUAUUGAUCUGGAGAACAUUGUGUACUACAAGGACAACACGCAUUACUUUGUUAUGACUGCCAAGAAACAGAGCCUGCUGGACAAGGGAGUCGUCAUAAAUGAUUAUGUAGACACCCAGAUGUUGUUGAGCAGUGAAAAUGUCAACCAGGAAGCUCUUCUGUGCUACGCCCGUGAGGCUGCUGACUUUGGCACCAACUACCAACUUCCCACGCUGGAUUUUGCCAUGAACCACAGCGGGCAGCCAGAUGUAGCAAUGUUUGACUUUACAAGCAUGUACGCCUCUGAGAACGCUGCUCUGGUCAGGGAGAGAUUUGGACACCAGCUGCUGGUAGCACUGGUUGGCGACAGUCUGCUAGAGCCAUUCUGGCCAAUGGGGACCGGUUGUGCCAGAGGCUUCCUGGCUGCCUUUGACACGGCCUGGAUGGUAAAGAGCUGGGCUCAGGGUCGGACAGCUCUGGAAGUGCUGGCAGAGAGGGAGAGUAUUUACAGGCUGCUUCCACAGACAACACCUGAAAACAUUGCCAAAAACUUUGACCAGUACACCAUAGACCCUGGGACUCGAUACCCCAAUCUCAACUCCUCCUGUGUCAGGCCACACCAGGUGCGUCACUUGUACAUCAGUGCAGAGCUGAAUCCCUGCUCUCUGGAGCGUGCUGCAACCAUACGUCGACCCGUCAAUCUCUGCAGACGAGAGUCAGAGAUCAGACCGGCGAGGCUUCUUACCUGGUGCCAGAAACAGACCGAGGGCUACAGGAAUGUGAUGAUUACAGACUUGACGUCUUCUUGGAGAAGUGGCAUCGCCCUCUGCGCCCUCAUCCAUAGGUUCAAACCUCAGCUGAUAGAUUUUGACUCGUUAAACGAGGAAGACCACUCAGCAAAUCUCCAGCUGGCUUUUGACAUCAGUGAGCGUGAAUUUGGAAUCCGAUCAUUCACAUCUGCGAAGGAGCUGAGUGUCGACCAGGAGCUGGAUAAAACCAGGAUGAUCACCUACCUGUCCAAGUUCUACGAGCUGUUCCGAGGCACACCUCUACCUGCCUCAGGACCCAGAGGAGUGGAUGAAAACAAUGAAGAUUAUCCAUCUAAGGACGUCAGAAGUAAUAAUAAUGUGCUCAAUCUUGCACUACCCAGAAAACGGGUACCAAAGGAUGAAAAGAAGUCAGACGGUACAGAUCCCAUCUACAAAAGGAGGCGAAAAUUCUGUUAUUUGGAGGAGGCCACCAAUGUGUCGAGUAAUGGCUCAGCAGUGCGAGAGGACCGAGAGCCCAAGGAAAACAAAGUGCGCUCAAUGGCUACUCAGUUGCUGGCCAAGUUUGAGAGCACACCGAGCUACACCAUGCGGAAAACACAGUCAGACUGUGAGUCGUCCUUCCCGCUGAAAACUCUUGAACUGGCUGAGAGUGUGCACAUUAAAUUCAGGCCUCCGGUCCCACCUAGACCUCCUCCUGAGAUUCAGUUUGAAAUGAGCAUAAGAAAAGCAGCAGCGCACUUAGUGCCUCCAAAGACUCUGCCCAAACCCCAGCCUCAGUCCCAGCAUCCAUUUUCUGUAGUGAAGCUCAGACAUGUUGAUCAAACACACGCUGAGGCGAAGCCCCAACCUCAGCCGGAGAGCGCAGACCCCCCUGCUUCUACUCCUUCCUGCCACUCAGCAAUCCAUUUCAUGCAGAGAGUCCUCCAGCGCCUCAGGGAGGUGGAUGAACACGUCUGUGAGAAAAAAGCUCAGACCCAACAGGCUAGAGAGUUUCAAGCAAAGAGUAUAAAGGAAAAGGCUGUUCACCUGAGUGGGUUGUUCUCAGCAGACAGCUCUGCUGCACUAAAGGGCGGCUCAGUAAGAAGGGCGUUCCUACCAUCAGGUGACAAGUGUCAUUCAUGCGAGAGGCGUGUUUAUAUGGUGGAGAGGGUCUGUGCAGAGGGUCUGUUCUUCCACAGGGAAUGUUUUCGCUGUUCAACUUGCAACUCCGCCCUGCGACAAGGAGCACAUGCCUUCGACUCUGAACGUGGGAAAUUGUACUGCAAACUUCAUUUUGAUCAACGCAACAAUGGGACAAACCUACGGAGGAAUUUAUCUCUACGCUCAAACCGUUAUGGAGCUGAAGUUCAGGAGCAAUGUGCUAGUGAUGGACAGAGCUCCGAGUCCAGCAGCACGGAAGACCUGCAGAGUCAUUCCUCAGCAGAUCAUUUUUCUCUUUUCCUCUCGCUCAGCUGAAGCCUUUUAUGAAGUGUGUGAGCCAGCUGGAUGGUUUUAAAGGUGAUCACCUGCAUGGUCACGUGGUCAUGUGUCAUAACUGCGAUGUGGCUGUAGAUACUUAUGAUAAAUAACUGACCCAAAGUGUCUGAAAUGACUUAACAUCGCUGAAUUGAUUAAAAAUGUUUGAAGUGACACUAAACUAUGGAAUGAACUGGUACUAACUACGCCUGGUUAAAGAGCUAUUUUGUUAGUUAUUUAGUGAAUGGAAUGAAAUUGCAGUUCAGCUUCAUUGUUAUGAAAGUAUCAAUAUGAAAGGAAGGUAAAAUGUUUUAUUCCAGACUCUUUUGCGCUUUCACAAUUUUCUUCUCAACUUUUCAAAUCAAAUUCAGCAUGAAAUACCAAUUGACUGACUUGUUCUAUACGUAUGAACCAACACAGGUACAUUCAGUAGAUGUUUUGCAGCUGACCUUCCUCAGCAGAUGGAGCUGCACACUGACAUGGUUUUGUAGACGUUCAAAUUUUCAUUUCUCAGAGACCUUCCAAUAAGCACUUAAAGAAACUAUGAUUUCAAGUUCAAUAAUACACUUUGAGGCUUAAAGCCACCAUGAAUGAGGGGUCCUUAAAGUGCUGCAACUGGGGAGAUUUUGUCAGCUUCUGUUUCCAGCGUCAAUAUUCAGCUGUCAGAUUCAACAGUUUACCAAUAUAAUGUUGAAUGAUGAUGUAAUGAUGUCAAAAGAGCCAAAGAUGAGUUUUAAAAGAGGGCUCAACUGAUUUCACACAUUAAAGUCUAUUUACAGGUCUUGAGAAGAACUUACUUUGUCUACUACUUUAUAUGUGAAGCUAGUUGCAUUAAACCUUUAGACUAUGCUCAAAAUGCAGCUCUUAGUGCGGAGGUGUGACACCGGGUCUGUGAAAAAAAGUGAACUUAUCAGACCUCUGUAGUUUGCACUCAUCUGAGGCUGCUGAGGCUACUGGCCUAGCCACUUUAAGUAUUUCACAAACCUAAAUCUCCAAACUGUCGGCGGUCAAGAUGUAUUGUGGGUAAUAUAGGCAUCAGGUUUUGGCCAAGGAAGGAGAACGUGUGGAAUAAAAAAAGACUGUAUCUCUGGUUCUGCUGCUUCGAUGCUGAUCCCUUCUCUUCAUCGUGACUCCGUCAGCGUUGUAGGAGUAUCAGGCUGACUCGGUGGCGUUCUCUUCUAAGACCCUGAACAUUAAAUAAAAACAAACUAAUGUUGUUGGCUGUGCUGUCAAUCUCACCUUGUAACAGAGAAAAAGAGAGCAUUGGUCUCUUUCACAACAGCCCGGAUGAAUAAAGGUUAAGAAUUCUUUUAUUUGUGCAGUCACAUUUUCAGGAUGAUCUGACAAUAACAGCAACGGACCACUUAAUGUUUCCAUACAGAGGAUGAUUAUGGCACCAUUUAGAGAGACGUUCUCUUUCAGUAUGUGCAUUGGCCUCUAUAACUUUAUUAUUUCUCUGCACAACAGAAUGAUAAAUACCUGGUUUCUACAACACAUUAGUGGCAUUUUUCUUUCUUCUCUUAAGAAACUUAAAUGGAAAAGUAUCUGCGUGUUGUAAGAAACUGUUCAGGGAUGCACUUAGAGGACUGAACUUCCAUUGACUUGAGACAUUUGCUGUGAUACAUGACUCUUAAAAAGUCCUUGACUCCACAAAACCAGCUUAUAUUCUGUUGAAACUUCUGCACUCUCUUUGCUUUGAGAGUAAAUAUUGAAGGUUAAUUACACUUUUGAAAAGACGAUGUCCACCAUUUAAUAUUUCUAUUGUGACUUCUGCUCCCUCUAUUGUUACUGUAAAUAAUGAUAAUAAUAAAAGGUGUAGAGAUAUGUAAACACCAAAUCCAUCACAGUGGAUGACUGUGCCAGUGAACUGUAAUAAAUACAGAAGUUAUUCCAUUCAUCUCCUCAAUGUUGUUCAAGUCAAAGGUGAAGACACCUGGGUGCAUAUUUUCAAUCAUUUUUGCCUGUAAUGUUUAGCGGAAAGCAAAAUGUAAACCAGAAGCUCCUGUUUAUUCACCAAAAUGCUCAUUUAGCUCUACUCUUUGACACUCUACAGCAAACUGACACAUACCUUCACUAAUGAAUGAUCUCCUCUACGCUGUGUUGUUCCUUUGUCAGCUCGACACUUACAGAUAUACCGAUACAUCUCUUUUGUUCCUCUGCUCUUCUUGUCCCUCAAUUUGCAACAUAAAAUCUAACUCUUUUGGCAAUACUUAAGAGGUUUUUAGCCUUUGAACGCUUGUUGUAUGAUCACAAAAUGUGAAUGUUACAAUAUGUCCUUGUAUACUCUACAUUUGAAAAUCUCGAAGCAAAUGUUGAGGCCAAAACAUCAUUUUAUAUAGUUAGGAGACUGGCUCCACAAAAAGAUAUUUGUCUAUUUAUCCAAUUAAAUCUAAAGACCAAUCUGUUUUUAAUGAUGAUUUUAGAAUCAUCUGCCUGAAUAAGUUUCUCUUCUUAUAUGCUCUUAACAUUUUCAUGAAUUCACAAUACUUUUAGUAUUAAAUGUUACAUCUUAGACAUCCUGAACAAUUCAAAGAUAUGCAUAAAAUGAUCUGAAUGAGCUUGGAAAAUAACUUCUUAUAUAUGAUAUGUCUUCCUCAAUAUGUAAUAUAAGAUACUUAUACUAUGAAUUGAUGCAGAAUAUGCACAAAUUGCUGCAUAAAGAGUGAAGCAGGUAAUUAUGGGCUCAAAAUCUGUCUUUUAAUUUUUGUCUUUUAAAUUCAGCUUGUACUUUAUCUUUUUACUUAUCUUCUAUUCUGCCCGUCUUCUUCUUCUUCUUCUACUUUUUCUUCUAAAUAUUAUUAUCAGUGUUCUGUGUCCUCUGCCUUUUUUGUUACUGUAUAUUUCAAUUACAUUUGUGCCUCGAAUCUCCUAUUUAAUUCUGCUUUAACUCUUGUCUGACCUUUGUUUGGCAUUAUUGACUAACUUCGAUUGUUUUAUUAACUCUGGGGUUUAUUGUAAACUGUGUUUUUUAAGGUGCUAUAUAAAUAAAGUUAUUAUCAUUA